AUGAAAUACGCCAUGAAACUCCUCUCAACCCUCUCCCUCGCGGCCCUCGCCUCCGCCCAACUCGACAAACCAGCCCUAACAUCCAACCUCGACUACCUCCUCGAAGGCAACACCGCCAACCUCCCGACCACCUCGCACUCGAUCGCCAUCUGGUCGCAGGGCUGGAUCCCCAAGGACUGCAAGGACCUCGGCGAGGGCGAGGAUCUGGAUGCAACGGACUUUGAGAUUUAUCAGGUUAGCUAUGAUGAUUGCUCCGACCCCUGGCUCGUAUGCCGGCACAAAGAAGCCCCAAACGACAUCUCCGCCAUCGCCGAAACAUUCGGGCGCGUCCCCGUCAAGAUCCGCGACUGGGUGAGGCAGAUCCUCGUUCUCCCCGGCGGGAACUCGGCGUUUGCAGUAAAUGGCAACGUUGCGUUUUUCGGGACGACGGACGAGAAUGUGGAUGUUGUUAUCCACGAGUCGGCGCACUGCCUGGAUGGGUUUGCGGCGUUUGGCGAGGUUAUUAAUACAAGCGAGAACUUCCUCGCAGCCUACGACGCCGACACACACGUCCCCGACGACUACGCGCGGUCCAGCCAAGCCGAGAACGUCGCGCAAAACACCGUCGUCGCCGUCUACGACAGCAACGUCCCCGGUGGGUUCCCGGGUAUCCAACCCAACUACACGGCAAUCGAGAACCAGUAUAGCUACAUCAAGAAGAUUGGUGGUGACGCUCUUGUCCCCGGUGGGACGUGUGAUCGGCAUCUUGAGAACUCGGAGACGGUUCCUAUGGUGGAGGCUGCUGCGAAUGGGACUGUUUCUUCGCGGUUGUUUAGGAAGGCGUUGCAAGGGAAGCCGGAUUCGAGCUUCAAGGGGGCUUAUGGGAAUGUUGUCAAGGAGUUCGUGCCGUUUGAGUCUGGGAGGGAGACGUUUUAG
Molecule: messenger RNA, 915 nt
Organism: Aspergillus calidoustus
Lineage: Eukaryota; Fungi; Ascomycota; Eurotiomycetes; Eurotiales; Aspergillaceae
Source: the annotation of a GenBank genome assembly